Molecule: messenger RNA, 3279 nt
Organism: Fonsecaea erecta
Lineage: Eukaryota; Fungi; Ascomycota; Eurotiomycetes; Chaetothyriales; Herpotrichiellaceae
Exons: 6
Coding region: 1-3279 (1092 amino acids)
Biological process (GO): lipid metabolic process
Molecular function (GO): protein binding; ADP binding
Source: RefSeq, a predicted model, not a curated record
AUGCAGCAACCAGUCUCUGCCGAACGAGCCACCGGGGGGCCGCCCAACCCGGUCGACCACACCGGGCUCUGCCUGCUGUCGCUCGACGGCGGUGGAGUGCGUGGUCUGUCGACCCUUCAUAUCCUCAAGAGCCUCAUGGGCCAGCUAAAUCACGAACGCCAGAAGGCCGGAGCUCCCGCGCUCAAGCCAUGCGAAUUGUUCGACCUCAUCGGCGGGACCAGCACCGGAGGCCUCAUCGCCAUCAUGCUCGGCCGGCUCGAGAUGGACGUGGACGAGUGCAUUACCGCCUAUAACCGACUGACCAAGGCUGUGUUUGAAAAGAGGGCGCAGUGGACACCGUUUAGCUGGACUGGACAAGUUCAAUCACGAUUCGACAGCAACAAACUCAAGGCCGUCAUCGACGACGUCAUCACCCGUCAGGGUUACUCUCCGACGGAACCAUUUAAUGACGGGACAACCCGCGGAUGUAAAGUGUUUGUCUGUACCGCGGCGAAGGACCUAUACGGAAUCACACGCCUCCGAAGCUAUAACCUACCGCAGAAACCGAGUGUGCCGGCGACCAUUAGUGAGGCCGCCCUAGCCACAUCGGCCGCCACCGUCUUCUUCGAUCCAGUCUUCAUCGGAGCCCGACAGUUCGUGGAUGGCGCGUUGGGGGUGAACAACCCGGUGGAAGAGGUGGAAGGAGAAGCGGCCGAUAUUUGGUGUGCUGAAUCCGGCGACGUCAAACCGCUAGUGAAGUGCUUCAUCUCGAUCGGGACGGGGAAUCCCGGCAAGAAGACGGUUGAAGAUAAUUUACUAAAGUUCUUAUCAAAAACGCUGGUCCAGAUCACAACGGAGACCGAGGAGACGGCCAAAAGGUUUGUGAGUCGGUGGAGGCAGCACUUGGACGAGAAUCGAUAUUUCCGUCUCAAUGUCGAGCAGGGACUCCAGGAUGUCGGCUUGGCGGAGUAUAGAGAGCAAGGUCGGAUCGAGGCGGCGACGCACCAGUACCUGGACGACCAGCAUCAGACCUCCCGCGUGCGGCACUGUGUGGCGAACUUGAAGCAGAAACAGAGAAAGGCGGAGAAUUCAUUAGCUGGUGAAGUCGAGGAAUACAUUAUUCAGCGUACUCGAAACCAGUCAAGCCGGUCAACCCUUCCCUCCUAUUACAUCCCUCUUCCCAGGAACAAUCGGUUCGUAGGCCGGGAGGAAGUGGUGAAGACGCUCCGCCAGCAGUUAUUCACAUCCGAUGGCGGCGAGAAGGUUUCUCUUGUGGGAUUGGGUGGUGUGGGAAAAACCCAGGUGGCUUCCCGCCUCGCCCACUGGACGAAAGAGCAUAAGCCGGACCACUCUGUGUUCUGGGUGUCGGCUAUGAGCGGCGCGAGCUUUGAACAAGCCUACACCGAGAUAUCGAAGAAGCUGGCGGUGCGAAAGAGCUCGGAAGACGAAGAUGUUCGGGAGUCUGUCCGACGGCGGCUCGAGUCCGACGAAAGUGGAAAGUGGCUACUCGUGGUGGACAACGCGGAUGAUAUGGAAGUCUUGGUCGGCUCUUCCGAGAACCCCGACGGGAUUUUUCAGUACCUACCUCAGAGCGACAACGGCCGGAUCCUGUUUACGACCCGUUUUAGGAGGGUAGCCGCGGCCAUCGGAGGCGAGAUGAUCGACUUAGCCGAGAUGAGUGGGCCAGAGGCAGAGCGUUUACUGGAGAGGUGGUUAUUUCGAAAAGAUCUCCUAAGCGACAAGAAGGGAGUUGCGGACUUACUCCACGAGCUGACCCAUCUUCCCCUGGCGAUUACGCAGGCGGCAGCAUAUAUUAACACGACCGGAGUACCCCUUAGGAAAUACGUGGAACUACUCGGCAAAACGGACCAGGACGUGGUCGGAUUGAUGAGUCGCGAGUUUCACGAUUCCACUCGACCCAGAGGUUCACGUCAUGCCGUAGCCACCACGUGGCUGGUAUCGUUCCAUCAGAUCCAAGAGUCUGACCCUACAGCCGCCGACCUGUUGAUGUUUAUCUCGUACAUCGACCCGAAGGCUGUUCCACAAUCCAUUCUGCCUGUCUUUUCGUCCGAAGAGGCGAUGGUGUUUGCCCUUGGAACGUUAGAUGCAUACGCAUUCGUGGUCCGACGGGGAAACUCAGACACGUUCGAUAUGCACAGCCUUGUGCACUUAGCUACGCGGAUUUGGGUUCGAGGAGAGGGGGUCGCGGCUCAGGUGGAAGAGAGUGCCGUGCAGCAUGUAACGAGUGUGUUCCCAUCGAGUGACUAUAGCGAGCGAGAUCGGUGGCGGGCGUACCUACCGCAUGCACUUCGUCUCCUCCAGCGGGACGAUACGGCUAAUAUGGAGGUCAGAUAUAAUCUAUGUAUAAAGGUGGGGCAGUGUUUACAAGUUGAUGGUCGUAUCACGGAGGCGGUUCGAUAUUUCCAAGAGUGCUAUGAUUGGCGCAAGGAGCAUCUUGAUGAGGAUCAUCCCGAUCGACUAGCAUCGCAGUACGCGUUGGCAGGAGCAUAUGAGGCGAAUGGACAGGUUAAGGAGGCGGUACGACUGCUGGAGGAGGUGGUGCGGAUUGAAGAGCAAACACUGACGGAGGAUGAUCCUGAUCGACUAGUAUCGCAGCACGCGUUAGCAGGAGCAUAUCAGGCGAAUGGACAGGUGACGGAGGCGGUACGACUGCUGGAGGAGGUAGUGCGGAUUAAAGAGCAAACACUGACGGAGGAUCAUCCUGAUCGACUGGGAUCGCAGCACGCGUUAGCAGGAGCAUAUCAGGCGAAUGGACAGGUGACGGAGGCGGUACGGCUACUGGAGGAGGUAGUACGGAUUAAAGAGCAAACACUAGCGGAGGAUCAUCCUUCUCGACUGGCAUCGCAGCACGCGUUAGCAGGAGCAUAUCAGGCGAAUGGACAGGUGACGGAGGCGGUACGACUGCUGGAGGAGGUAGUGCGGAUUAAAGAGCAAACACUGACGGAGGAUCAUCCUGAUCGACUGGGAUCGCAGCACGCGUUAGCAGGAGCAUAUCAGGCGAAUGGACAGGUGACGGAGGCGGUACGACUGCUGGAGGAGGUGGUGCGGAUUGAAGAGCAGACACUAGCGGAGGAUCAUCCUUCUCGACUGGUAUCGCAGCACAAUCUAGCCAUCAUAUUGUGGGAUCUGGGCCAACAUUCUGCAGGUCUACAAAUGAUGAGGCAUGUCGUGGAAACUCAUCAACGAGUCCUCGACCCCGGUCAUCCUAGUCGCAAGACGUCCGAGAGGUGGCUACAAGGCUUCGAAGACGAAAGUUCGGAAUCCGGGCAAUUUGCAUGA